Apodemus sylvaticus (European woodmouse) is the source of this 984-nucleotide messenger RNA. RefSeq names its product olfactory receptor 150-like. Gene Ontology annotation, biological process: G protein-coupled receptor signaling pathway; sensory perception of smell. The transcript has a single exon. Gene Ontology annotation, molecular function: odorant binding; olfactory receptor activity; G protein-coupled receptor activity. Lineage: Eukaryota; Metazoa; Chordata; Mammalia; Rodentia; Muridae. The coding region runs from base 1 to 984 and encodes 327 amino acids. The record is from RefSeq and is a predicted model, not a curated record. Gene Ontology annotation, cellular component: membrane.
AUGAAAGAAUUAAAUCAUACCUCAGUGGCAGAGUUCAUUCUCUCUGGUUUAACAGAGAAUCCAGAGUUCCAAUUGCCCCUGUUUCUCACCUUCUUAGCAGUAUAUUUGGUUACAGUUUUUGGCAACCUUGGCAUGAUUGUCUUGAUUCUGUUUAGUUCUCAGCUGCAUACACCUAUGUAUUAUUUACUCAGCAGCCUGUCCUUUAUUGACUGCUGUCAGUCUACUGUCAUUGUUCCCAAGAUGCUGUUGAACUUUGUGACAGAGAUGAAUGUCAUCCCAUACCCAGAAUGCAUGACUCAGUUUUAUUUCUUCUGUGUUUUUGUUGUUGCAGAAUGUCAGAUGUUGGCUGCAAUGGCAUAUGACCGCUAUGUGGCUAUAUGUAACCCUUUGCUUUACAAUGUGAUCAUGUCCUAUCAAGUCUGCUUGUUGAUGAUAACUAUGGUAUAUGGUGUUGCUUUACUCAAUGCUACAGUUCACACUUUCUUCCUGCUUAGAGUGUUUUUCUGUAGGGCUAAUAAGAUAAAUCAUUACUUCUGUGAUCUUUUCCCAUUACUGGAACUCUCUUGCUCUAGUACUUUUAUCAAUGAAGUUCUAGCACUCUCCUUCAGUGUAUUGAAUAUUAUUUUACCAGCCAUAACCAUCCUCAGCUCUUACAUAUUCAUCAUAGUCAACAUUCUGCACAUUAAAUCCCCUGGGGGCAGAGCCAAGGCCUUUAGUACCUGCAGCUCACACAUCUUGGCUGUUGCUAUUUUCUAUGGUUCUACAGCAUUCAUGUAUCUACAACCAUCUUCAGUCAGCUCCAUGAACCAAGGGAAAGUAUCAUCUGUGUUUUAUACCAUUGUUGUGCCUAUGCUGAAUCCCAUGAUAUACAGCCUGAGAAAUAAAGAUGUCAAAGUUGCCCUAAAAAAGUUACUACAAAAGAUGUUUCUCAAAACAAAGACUAGCUUUUUUUUGGCAAUUACUGCUGUGUACAGGAGGGUAUAG